AUGGCACCACGCCGACGUCCCAAAGGUUGUCCCCACGACUCCAUCAUCGUCGAGGCCUCGGAGUACGGCCGCAAGAAAGCCGGCUUCGUCCGCGUUCCAUUCGAGAAACGCGUCGCCGCGGCGACCCGCUCCGGCAGGGCCACCGCCAACUCCGCAUCCGACGUCUCCGCACCGGACCCGGCCACGUUUCCGGGCCCGCUCGUCCUUCCCGACGAUGAUCUCGCGUUGGAACCGGGGUACGAGACGCAGAGCCUGCGGUCUUGGGCGUCGGGGCACUGGCGGAAUCCGAUCACGCCGGAGCGGAAGACGCUGUACGUUGCCGACGUUCCUGCCAUCGACGAGAGCGCGGCCUUCAUGAGGGAUUGGUCCUCGCCUGAUCUCUCGGGGGCGAAGCCGCCUGUUGCAUCGGAUAAGUUGGAGCAUCCCAAGGCGGCGGAUGUGAUGGGGUACUUCUCCGCGUUCUACCACCCGCUCCCCGUGAAACCUCUCCCGGCGCCGCUGCGGUUCGUCAAGUGGAAGGACGACGAACGCCCCGCGGGAGGGGAGCCGAAGAAGAUGACGAUCGGCCUUGAGACGGGUGGCGGAUCCGUGGUGGGCAUCCGCGCGAGGCCGUCGCCGGACGAUCUGGCGCGGAUGCAGCUCAACCUCUGCGACCUGCUCGACGCGCUCAUGGCCAUCUUGCCCGAGGACGCGUAUGCCGCGUGCAUGGUCGUCGCUCAGGAUCUGUACGAGGACGAGGACGAUGACUUUUGCUGCGGGAGGGCGUUUGGCGGGAGCCGGAUCUGCGUGGUGUCGAGUUUUCGGUACCGGCCGGCGAUGGACAGAAUCCAGGGGGUAGAGAGGGGGCACAUGUGGCCCGCGUCGCACUGUGAGAGGUUUGUGGUUGAAGCGGUGGAGUGGUGGGAGGAGCAGGACGCUCUUGAGAACGGGCAGACUGGCGAAGGUUCGGGGGGCAAGAAGAAGGUGGCGAAGAGGAAGGGGAAUGGUGGCGACGAUGACGACGGGGAGACCACGGUCGAUUUCAAGGAGGUUAGGGGAACAGCGAUGGGCGCUGCCAUCGAGGCAUCGAGGGAUGUCCUCGUUCCGAGAACCACUCCUAGACGCGCCGAGGAAGAAGACUUGAGGGGCAUGUGGUUCGCACGCGUCGCGAGAACGGCAGCACACGAAGUUGGACAUUGCCUUGGGCUGGACCACUGCGUGUACUACGCCUGCGUAAUGCAAGGCACCAGCGGCUUGGGAGAGGACGGGAGGCAGCCGCCGUACUUUUGUCCCGUUUGCGAGGCCAAGUUCGUCUGGGGCCUGGGCGAGAGGGGGAUUGUUGAGGGCGGCAUGUUUGGGAAGUGGAGAGAGGGGAGGCAAAAGGAGGUGGAGAGGGAGAGGAUGGAGGCCAUGAGUGGGUUUUGUGAGCUUUGGAAGGGGGUGGGCAUGUUUGCUGGGUAUAGGGGUUGGUUGGAAGCAAGGUUGAGUAGGGAGUUUGCGGUCCAGGAGGUGGAGGUGAUCGACUUGACGGGGUAA
Messenger RNA from Colletotrichum spaethianum, 1515 nucleotides. RefSeq names its product archaemetzincin-2. Gene Ontology annotation, biological process: proteolysis. The record is from RefSeq and is a predicted model, not a curated record. Bases 1 to 1515 code for a protein of 504 amino acids. Gene Ontology annotation, molecular function: metallopeptidase activity. The transcript has a single exon. NCBI's taxonomy places the organism in Eukaryota, Fungi, Ascomycota, Sordariomycetes, Glomerellales, Glomerellaceae.